Messenger RNA from Abrus precatorius (Indian licorice), 2601 nucleotides. Its product is annotated as probable galacturonosyltransferase 15. The coding region runs from base 420 to 2012 and encodes 530 amino acids. Gene Ontology annotation, molecular function: polygalacturonate 4-alpha-galacturonosyltransferase activity. Lineage: Eukaryota; Viridiplantae; Streptophyta; Magnoliopsida; Fabales; Fabaceae. The transcript has 6 exons. The record is from RefSeq and is a predicted model, not a curated record.
AAUAAUUUCCCGCGGCAUUAAACGCGGCUUUGCACUUUCUCUCACAGCAAUUUUUUUCUAUUUUUAUUAUUAAAAAUUUAAAAUCAAAUUUUCUUUUCUCGCUCUUCUUUCUCGGGGAAAAUUGAUUUCGCCGUAGAAACUAAGAAAAGAAAAUAAAUAAAAAAGAAAAAUUCGAAACCCGUGAACUCUUUUUCCCUGCUUCAAAUGCAAUUUCUCUCUCUCUCUCUCUCUUUCCUAAACACGCUAACACGAAUACUCUACUCCUUCUCUCUCUCGACUAAACCAGUGAGGAAGCAGAGAGAGGCAAUGAAGCUUCAGAUCUCGAAGCAAUGAAGAAUCAAAGAAGCUGAAUCGAUCCGAAGAAGAAGGACAUAGACACAAAGAGUAGAGGAGUUAGAUUGAUUAAUGGAAUCGAUGAGAUGAAGUUCUACAUAUCAACGAAGGGAAUAAAGAGAGUGACGAUAUCGAACGGUACCGGCGCCGGAAAAGGAUCGGCAAAGACGACAACGGCGACAACCGGAAGCGCCUCCGGUCGCCGGAUUUCGGCUCGCACGGUGCUUCCGGUGGUGUUGGUGGUAGGGAUCGUGUUGCCGUUUCUCUUCGUAAGGAUCGCGAUCUUGAUGCUCGAAUCAGCUGCGGCUUGUUCUUCAUUGGAGUGUGCUGGGUGGAGGAUUUUCAGUGGGGUUGACACGUCACUGGAACUCAGAGAUGAGCUGACCAAAGCGCUAAUAGAGGCAAACGAUGGUAACGUUAACGAAGGAGCCGAGUCAUUCAAUGAACUUGUGAAAGAGAUGACCUCAAAACAAGACCUCAAGGCAUUUGCUUUAAAGACCAAAGCCAUGCUAUCAAAGUUGGAACGCAAGGUGCAAUCAGCAAGACAGCAAGAGUCAGUUUAUUGGCAUCUAGCGUCUCAUGGUGUUCCCAAAAGUCUACAUUGUCUUUGUCUAAAGUUGGCUGAAGAAUACGCUGUAAAUGCCAUGGCCAGAUCUCGUCUACCUCCUCCUGAAUUUGUAUCUCGCCUUGUUGACCCUACAUUUCACCACCUGGUUCUCCUUACUGACAAUGUCCUCGCUGCCUCUGUUGUUGUAACCUCAACAGUUGAAAGUUCAAUCAACCCAGAGAAUUUAGUUUUUCAUAUUGUUACUGACAAAAAAACUUAUGCUCCAAUGCAUGCUUGGUUUGCCACCAAUUCUAUUAAAUCAGCAGUGGUGGAAGUUAGGGGAUUACACCAAUAUGACUGGUCUGAAGAAGUGAAUGCUGGUGUUAAACAGAUGCUGGAAACUAAUCACUUAAUUUGGAAGCAAUUUUAUAAUAAGGAGAAGGACCUCUACCAUAGUCAGGAGCAUAACAGAUACGUGGAGGCUUUAAGGCCCAACAGCCUAUCCUUGAUGAAUCAACUCCGCAUUUAUUUGCCUGAGCUGUUUCCAGAUCUCAAAAAGAUAGUAUUCUUGGAUGAUGAUGUUGUAGUACAACAUGACAUAUCUUCUUUGUGGGAACUAAAUCUUCAUGGCAAAGCCAUUGGUUCUGUAUUCAAGUCAUGGUGUGGAGACAACUGCUGCCCCGGAAGCAAAUACGUGAACUACUUGAACUUUUCUCAUCCUCUCAUAUCGUCAAACUUUGACGGUGAUGAGUGUGUAUGGCUCUAUGGCAUGAAUAUAUUUGAUCUUGAUGCUUGGCGGAAAACAAACAUAACGAAGACCUACCAUCAAUGGUUGAAACUUAAUCUCAAUUCUGAGACUGCGUUGUGGAAUCCAGGAGUGCUUCCACCUGCCUUGAUUGCAUUUGAGGGUCAAGUGCAUCCUAUAAAUUCAUCAAUGCUUGUGACUGAUUUGGGUUAUCGCUAUCAAACAGAGGAAAUUAGCAAAGAGAGAUUGGAAGCUGCCGCUGUGGUUCAUUUCAGUGGCCCUGCAAAGCCAUGGCUUGAAAUUGGUUCCACACAGGUUCGAAGGUUAUGGAGUAGAUACGUAAAUAUCUCUAAUAAGUUUAUUAGGAAAUGUAGAAUUACAGGGUGAAGGUACAAAGUUCUUUCACCUCCAAUAUUUAUUGAGAUUCAACCAGUGAUACCGUAUGGGAUUAGAGGGAAGAAGGUUCUGCCUUCAGUCUCUGACUCUUACGCUCUGCACAGUAUAUCAGUUAUGCUACGCCAUGUCCAUAUAAAUAGUAAAUAGAUGAAGCCUACCCUACUGGAAGCAGUAUCUUCAAUUAAGAAAGAUAUAAUCAUCGAUGAUCUAGCUGCCUGACAAUACCGUAAAUUUCCUUAUGAAAAUUACCUUUCUGGAAUGGAGAAAUUAUUUUGCAUGAUUUGAAAUUUCAGUUAGAAGGUUCUCUAAGCCUCUUUACAUAAAAUUCUCAGAUAAUCACUUUACAUGCAGCUUGGGGUUCAUAACUUUGAUCUUGGAGGUGCUUAUUCAAGGAGCCUGACAAAUUAGGUUGUGCAUUUUUUUUUUGCUUUACAUCACUUCCACUCUUUUAUUCUCUUAUUGUGUAUAUGGAGAUAAUUAUACAAAAGACUAAGUAAAACAGAUGUUUAACAUCUGUACAGAUGUAUUUUCAACUCACUAAUUCGAAAACAGAACUCAUGCUGUUCUUCCUUAUUUUGGU